Messenger RNA from Medicago truncatula (barrel medic), 1287 nucleotides. RefSeq lists its product as uncharacterized. Bases 103 to 1188 code for a protein of 361 amino acids. Lineage: Eukaryota; Viridiplantae; Streptophyta; Magnoliopsida; Fabales; Fabaceae. The record is from RefSeq and is a predicted model, not a curated record. The transcript is spliced from 5 exons.
AGUGGGAAUGUCGAGCAUUUUAGCGCUUUGGGAAGACUCGUGGUAAAUAAUAACUCCAAAGUAGAAAGCAUCUUUUGUCUCAAUGAAAUAAAUGAACAACAAAUGAAAUUAGGUUUGGAAUUCAUUUAUUUGAAUGUUCUGCCUAUGAUGACAUGCCUUUUUGUGGGUCCCAACAAUUCGUUUUCCCUCCAAAACCUUACAGUAUUAAAAAUCAAGCAAUGUGAAAAAUUGAAAAUUGUUUUCCCCACUUCUAUUUUAAGAUGUCUGCCGCAGUUGCUUCAUAUAAGAAUUGAAGAAUGCAAAGAGUUGAAGUAUAUUAUUGAAGAUGAUUUGGAGAAUAAAAAAUCCUCAAUUUUUAUGUCUACAAAGAUAUGCUUCCCAAAGCUACGAUCUCUUGCUGUAGUAAAGUGCAACAAGUUGAAAUAUGUCUUUCCAAUCUCCAUAUGUAAAGACCUUCCUGAGCUAAAGUGUCUAGUGAUAAGAGAAGCAGAUGAGCUGGAUGAAAUAUUUGCAAAUGAAGGUGAUGAUCAGAAAGUGGAGAUUCCAAAUCUAGAAUAUCUAGUAUUUGAAAAUCUACCAAGCCUCAGUGAUGUCCAGGGAAUUCAUUUUCAAACUGUAAAACAUCGUUUCAUACAGAAUUGUCAAACACUAUCUCUGGCUUCAUCAUCAACAAUAGACUUCGAAAAUAAUAUUUCUGGUUUACCUUCUGUCUGGUUUGACAACGAUUAUGACUAUUUGAAGACUCUAUUCAAGCAAUUACAUGAUGAGUUCAAAGGCCACGAUACUUGUAAUGAAUAUCCAAGUUCAGAAAUCACUGAAGUUCAAGCAACAUCUGGACAUCAGUUGACUUCUUCACAGAAAGAAAUAGAACAAACACUAGAGACAGAGCAUGAAUUUGUUGAAAAUGUUCCUCAACAAAAGAUGCCAUCAGUAGCAAUAAUACCAACAAAUUCAGAAGAGUUGAUAAAUGAGCAACGUCCACUUGGAGAAAUUGAUACUACCGUCAAACCUUCUCAAGAAAAUAAUUUGGAGGGUUCAACGUCAGAAACAAAAGUCGCAUCAACUUUGUCAACCAUUUUAGAAACAGCAAAGAAUGAGCUACCUAUACAAUUAGUUUCUCCUAAACAAAAGGCAUUUCCCCUCAUUUUUCUUGUAUUAUUUUUAACACUUUUUCAAUGUAGGAAUUGAAUUAUACUACAAUCUUCAACAUCCAUUUAAUUUUAAGCAGGGUAUCAAAAUAUGUGUUGAAGAAGGAAUCACAUCAGCUAAUGCCAAGACAAAAACUUC